This is a messenger RNA of Cucurbita pepo subsp. pepo (vegetable marrow), 1350 nucleotides long. NCBI's taxonomy places the organism in Eukaryota, Viridiplantae, Streptophyta, Magnoliopsida, Cucurbitales, Cucurbitaceae. The record is from RefSeq and is a predicted model, not a curated record.
CACCAGUUUUUUCAUGGUUUGAAGAUGAUAAUGGAUGUUUGCCGCCCUCGCGACUUCUUGGAUCGAACAAUGGACCGAUACGUUCGCCUUUUCCCCUGCCUCUCCGAUCCUGCUCGGAGAUCUUCAUCGGGUUUAAAAGUAGCAUUGGUGAUGCUGCACCUGGUUUAUGUUGGACUUCUCUUUGCAUUCGACCGGCAUUUGAUUGAAGAAGCCGAAACUAGACCGUGGUACACAGCUUCAUAUUUGUUGCUUGUUGUCGCUACCCUCAUUCAAUACUUUUUAACAUCAUGUUCAUCUCCUGGCUAUGUACUUGAUGCAAUGAGGGCUUCUAAUGAGAAAGAUAUUGCUUUUCGAAAGGCAUCAAAACAACCUGCUUCAAGCAAAAAUGUAGAUGUGGUUGUUACUAUAGACCGGAACCAGGUUGGAAAAAAUGUUCAGGGAGAUUUAACAUCGUGGACGAAAAUUGUAAUUGCUGUUUUUUCUUUGUUUUGCAGAAAUUUUACUUGCUCCUAUUGUCAUGUUGAGCAGCCUCCGCGAACAAAGCAUUGCCAUGAUUGUGAUCGAUGUGUACUUCAGUUUGAUCAUCACUGUGUUUGGCUUGGGACAUGUAUUGGCCAGGGCAAUCAUUGUCGAUUCUGGUGGUACAUUUUUGAGGAGACAACUUUAUGCUUGUGGACUGGAAUCUUGUUCAUUUCAUACCUCAAGGCUGAUAUAGUGCGGGCAUGGUGGAAUGCUGCCAUUGUCAUUAUGCUGCUGAUUACUUUGUCGAUUGCCUUGAUCUUUCUACUACUCUUGCUUCUAUUUCAUAGCUAUCUUGUUCUUACAAAUCAGACUACGUACGAACUCGUGAGACGUAGGCGAAUCUUUUACUUAAGGGGCAUUCCUGAAAGAGUUUUUCCCUUCAGCAAAGGAGUUUGCCAUAAUUUGUAUGAUUUCUGCUGUCAUAGAAGCGUCUAUCAAUUGGAGCCCCUACCGUCGGUUCAAGCAUUGGAAGAGAGAUCGAGGCCGUACACAUGUUCGGAUCUCUUGCGAUGUAGAUGCUGCUGAUUUAUAAGGCCAUACGAUGUUUGGACAUCACGAGGUGUAGAUGCUGCUGAUUUGUUACAGUGUACCAUUUCCUUAACAUUCUUUCAUGUUCUUACUAGGUUGUGGUGGUUGGUUGGUGUGGGUAGAAGGUUCCAUGUUCUCACUAGGUUGUGGUGUUUAUUCCCCCCUUGAAAUAGCUGCAGCUUUAUUAGCUUAGGAAAACCUUGUUUCUUCUGGUGUAAAAUGGUCUGCGGUGGUGAAAUAGAUGCUUUAUGAUUCUGUUAAAACUUUGCCCCCACGAGUAGAUAUUGACUUUUUUAUAUA